Molecule: messenger RNA, 4730 nt
Organism: Rhineura floridana
Lineage: Eukaryota; Metazoa; Chordata; Lepidosauria; Squamata; Rhineuridae
Gene: CNTN3
Product: contactin 3
Exons: 21
Coding region: 262-3042 (926 amino acids)
Biological process (GO): brain development; cell-cell adhesion
Molecular function (GO): cell-cell adhesion mediator activity
Source: RefSeq, a predicted model, not a curated record
AUUGUCUGUCUUCCAGCAGCUCAGACAGAGCGAGGAUUUUUAUGCUAGCUCAGCUGGAUAAGUGACCCGUUUUUUUUUUUAUACGGAUUAACAGGCAAACAUCCUCCUGUCUACAUUCAUCAUUUUCUUAUCUAUACAGCUAAAGAGAUUUGUCAAAGUAACAGCAAUUGAGAUAACCUAGAUUAAAGGUUUUGUGUGGAAGACUUAAGUGUACCCUUCAUUUGAGGUUGGACAAGAACUUCUAACUUUUGGCAGCUGAAGAUGUUGUUACUAUGGGAACAGGUGUUUCUGAUUUUCUUUGUUGGCUGCCUUGGAGAUCUUGAAAACUUAAAGACAAAAAUGAGAAGCACUGUGUCUGUACGAGAAGGACAAGGGGUUGUUCUGCUGUGUGGGCCACCAACUCAGUCUGGAGAACUUUCUUAUGCUUGGAUCUUCAAUGAAUAUCCAUCAUUUGUGCAAGAAGACAGUCGCCGAUUUGUUUCUCAGGAAACUGGGCAUCUCUACAUAGCCAAAGUAGAGCCAUCUGAUGUAGGAAACUACACAUGCGUUGUGACCAGUACCAUAACAAACGCCAAAGUUCUUGGCUCUCCAACACCUUUAGUGCUGCGUACUGAUGGUGUAAUGGGGGAAUAUGAACCCAAAAUAGAAGUUCAGUUUCCUGAAACACUUCCAGCUGCUAAAGGUUCAACUGUAACACUGGAAUGCUUUGCCCUUGGAAACCCAGUGCCUCGGAUUAACUGGAGAAGAAAUGAUGGGAUGCCAUUUCCAAGCAAAGUGAUGAUGAGGAAAUUUAAUGGCGUCAUUGAAAUUCCCAAUUUUCAACAAGAGGACGCUGGUCUCUAUGAGUGCAUUACUGAAAACUCUAGAGGAAAAAAUGUUGCCAGAGGACGCCUGACAUAUUAUGCAAAGCCUCACUGGGUUCAACUGAUAAAAGAUUUUGAAGCUGCAGUGGAGGACAACUUAUACUGGGAGUGCAGGGCAAGUGGCAAACCCAAGCCAUCCUACAGGUGGCUGAGAAAUGGAGAGCCUCUGGCAUUAGAGGGAAGAAUACAAAUUGAAAAUGGGGCUUUGAUCAUAACAAACCUAAACUUGACAGAUUCUGGCAUCUACCAGUGUAUUGCAGAAAACAAACAUGGCACAAUAUAUUCCAGUGCUGAUCUCAGAGUUGUAGCUUUGGCUCCUGACUUUUCUAAAAACCCAAUAAAGAAACUGAUCCAGCUUUUAAUCGGCAGCACAGCUCAUUUUGACUGCAAGCCAAAAUCUUCCCCUAAAGCGACAACUACUUGGAAAAAGGGAGGUGAGCUGCUCCAAGAAAAUGAAAGAAUAUCACUGUUAAAAGAUGGAGGCCUCCGAAUAGCUAAUGUGAGUAAAUCAGAUGCUGGAAGUUAUACUUGCCUGGCAGAGAACCAGUUUGGAAAAGCUAGUAGCUCAACCAGCUUAUUAGUUACAGAGCCAACUCGGAUAACUCUGGCACCUUCAAACAUGGAUGUUUCUGUAGGGGAAAGUGUUAUCUUGCCCUGUCAAGUUCAGCAUGAUCCCCUGCUGGAUAUAAGUUUUACAUGGUAUUUUAAUAGUGCACUGACUGACUUCAGAAAAGAUGCAUCUCAUUUUGAGAGAGUAGGUGGGAGUGCAUCAGGGGACUUAAUGAUUAGGAACAUCCUGCUGAAGCACAGUGGAAAAUAUGUGUGCAUGGUGAAGACAGAGGUGGAUAGUGUGUCAUCUGCAGCAGAACUCAUUGUCCGAGGCUCACCUGGACCACCUGAACGUGUAAAAGUGGAUGAAAUAACAGCUACUACAGCCCGGCUUUCUUGGUAUGAGGGCUUAGAUAAUCACAGUCCAAUCACUAGUUAUACAAUACAGGCCAGGACGCCUUUUUCAGUGGGUUGGCAGAGGGUCACAACAGUUCCUGAUGUCAUUGAUGGGAAAACAUUCACAGCCACCACAGUAGAAUUAAACCCUUGGGUUGAAUAUGAAUUUCGUAUAGUUGCCAGUAACAGGAUUGGAGGUGGAGAGCCUAGUUUACCCUCAGAAAAAGUAAGAACUGAAGAGGCAGUCCCUGAGGUACCACCAUCUGAAGUAAGUGGAGGAGGUGGGAGCAAGUCUGAAUUGGUCAUCACAUGGGAUCCUGUUCCUGAAGAAUUACAAAAUGGCGAAGGAUUUGGCUAUGUUGUUGCCUUCCGACCUCUUGGCAUUACGACCUGGAUACAGACAGUUGUCACAUCACCUGAUACACCAAGAUAUGUCUUCAGAAAUGAAAGCAUCUUGCCGUUUUCACCGUAUGAAGUUAAGGUUGGCGUGUAUAAUAAUAAAGGAGAAGGACCAUUUAGCCCAGUCACCACAGUGUAUUCUGCCGAAGAGGAACCCACCAUAGCACCUUCUGGUAUAUCCGCAAACAGCCUCUCAUCUUCUGUAAUUGAAGUCUCCUGGGUUUCCAUUCCUUGGAAAAUGAGUAGCGGAAGAUUGCUGGGCUAUGAGGUAAGAUACUGGAAUAAUGGUGGAAAAGAACAGUCUUCAAACAGAGUAAAAGCCAUUGGAAAUGAGACAUCAGUAAGAAUAACAGCUUUGAUGAGCAACCUUGUGUACUACACAGCUGUUCGAGCAUACAACAGUGCAGGAGCGGGUCCUUUUAGUGCUACUGUCAAUGCUACCACAAAAAAAAUGCCUCCCAACCAGUCUCCAGGAAAUGUUGUAUGGAAUGUUACAGACUCCAGGGUAGUGCUGAAUUGGGAGCAGGUGCAUGCAAUGGAAAAUGAGUCAGACGUAAUUGGCUAUAAGGUUUUAUAUAGGACUAGCAGUCAAAACCAGCUCAGUGUCCUGAUCACAAACAGAACAUCUGCAGAACUUCUGCUCCCUUUAAAUGAUGACUACAUUAUAGAAGUAAAAGCUGUGACUGAUGGUGGAGAUGGCACUAGCAGUGAGCAGAUUAAAAUUCCUAAACUAGCAAGUAUGGAUGCAAGAGGUUCUGGUGCAGCAAUCUUAAAUGGUCUAACAAGUUCUAUGUCAAUAACACUAUUCUUGAUUUUUAAAGCAGUAAUGUGCUGAUGCAUUUUCACAGAUAGCCGAAGGCCAGGUGAAUAAUUUACUUUGAAAGUAGUUUUUAAAAACAACAAUAGCAACAAUAAAUGGUGGUUAUGCAUGGAUCUAUUACCAUUGAUUUUAAAUACUUUCUAUGACUUCAUUCAAGGAUAAUAAUAAAGCAAAUCAUAUACAUAUUAAACAAUUCCUUCUAAAGGAAGAUAAAAUGCCUUAAAAUGUAAUGAACCAAAGGAGUUUACACAUUACAUGCUUCAGAAGUGACAAAAAUAAGAGGAUGAAUAUUGCAAAAAGCUUUGAGAAUUCCAUUUUCCAAGCAACACAGAAUUAUUUUAAUGUAUAUUGCAACGAAAUCAUCCGAAUACAUACAGAUGGAAGAUAAAAACAAACCCACAUUUCAGCAGUAUCUGAUGGAAACCUUAACUUGUUUUCUAAAAUCCUCACACUGUUGAACAGUAUUUGGAUAGCUGUCAUGAUGGCCUUUUGUUUAAUGUCCUUCUUUGUUAUAAACACCCAAAAAAACUUCAUUUGCUAUUUAAAAUCCAUCUUGCCCCAAUUUUUGGUCCAAAUUACAUGAAUGUUCAGUUGCUUCUGCUUAUUUUUGUUUUAAAAAAUUCAGUUUAAACAGUAAAAUUCUAAUCCUAGUUUAAUUGUGAUGGACUGCCUUCAAGUCGAUUCCGACUUAGGUUGACCCUCUGAGUAGGGUUUUCAUGGUAAGCGGUAUUCAGAGGGGGUUUACUAUUGCCUUCCUCUGAGGCUGAGAGGCAGUGAUUGGCCCAAGGUCACCCAGUGAACUUCAUGGCUGUGUGGGGAUUCGAACCCUGGUCUCCCAGGUCGUAGUCCAACACCUUAACCACUACACCACACUGGCUCUCAAGUGGAAAAUUUAUUUCAGAUGGAAGUUUCUGUAAUUUCAUUCUUAAAGGAAGUAUGUCUGCACAGCAUCACAUAAAAAGAGCCAAAGGAUUAGGCCAGUGGCCCAACUAGUCUAGCAUCUUGUUCUGACAGUGGCCAACCAUCUGCCUAUGGGAAAGCAGAUUCUGAGCACAACAGCACUCUCCCCACUAGUGAUUCCUAGCAACAGGAAUCACAAUUUGAGUAUCAAAAGGAUACUCAGGAUUUGUUUUCACACCGGAGAACUAAAUGGUGCAUUGGGUUGUAUUCACCUCUGCUUACCCAAUAGAAUGAUCUCUACUCUCCUCCGCUUGUGCAGUGUUCUGGAGUUUCUUCCAACCCUCCAGAGCAGAUUGGGGAGGGGAGGCGCAGGGGAAGGAGAGGGAGGAAAGUCCCAUUGUGCUAGCAGGAAUUCUUGUGCUUGUCUUCUGCAAGUGCAAUGAUUUAGUUGAAUAUGGCCCAUUAUCUUCUGCAUGGUCUUCUGCCAGUCUGUAUUACUGCAGGCCACAGUGAUCCUCUUUGGAAUGAAAGCUAUACCUUUAUGAAUCAAUAGUUUUAGCUUGGCACUAUAGAAGUACAGCAAUCAAAUUUCCUGGUGUAGGGGUGCUAGAAUGUUCUGGAAAAUCAUUCAUUGGGCCCUCAUUGAAUAUUGGUCCUGUUGCAGUUUUUCUACUAUACUAUUUAGAAUGAUCCUGGAUGAUAAUAGAUUCACUGCCAUUUUCUUAUUUAUCAGCAAAGACUUUUGUCAGUGUUAUUAAGUGGACUGUUUUAAAUCAAUGUUUUCACAGCAAUGGGUAUAUAAA